AUGUUUCUCCAACACGCGCACUUUGAGACGGGCACGUACGCGAAGAACGACACCUUCUUGGAGGACGCCGAGUACGCGCGCGCGCUGGACACGCUGGUCAAGGCGUGCGUGGAUGUUUUAUUGACGAACGCCGAGGGUGAGGUGUUGCUCGGACUUCGCGCGCACGAGCCCGCGCGCGGAGAUUGGUGGUACGUCGGUGGGCGCAUGAAGUGCGGGGAGUCGGUGGAGGAGGCUGGGAUCAGGCACGUGAAGCGCGACGUCGGGAUCGAGCUCACGAGGGAUCGGUUCACGUUUGUGACGACGAGCACGAUGAACUGGGCGCGGCGCGUGCAGGCGCCGGCGGAGAACGGGACGUGCGACAUAAACGUCGUGCUCACGGCGGCGUUGACGGAGAGUGAGAUUGAGAGGAUGGUGAUGUGCGAGCAGGAGUACGUAGAGCAGAGGUUUUGGGCGAUUGAGCGCGUGACGGAAUCGAAGGAGGAGUUCCCGGCGCCGAUUCGCGCGAGCACGCGCAGACUCUGGGUGCGACGCGCGGUGGACGAGCUCGAGGAGGCGUGCGAGCGCGGGGCGAGCGAUGCGGAGAUUGCGGAUUUAGCUCGCGCCGCGCACGCACUAUCGCGAAAGGAAUCUUAG
This is a messenger RNA of Ostreococcus tauri, 633 nucleotides long. RefSeq names its product NUDIX hydrolase domain-like. The transcript has a single exon. The record is from RefSeq and is a predicted model, not a curated record. The coding region runs from base 1 to 633 and encodes 210 amino acids. Lineage: Eukaryota; Viridiplantae; Chlorophyta; Mamiellophyceae; Mamiellales; Bathycoccaceae.